Messenger RNA from Brassica oleracea var. oleracea, 1291 nucleotides. RefSeq names its product transcription factor RAX1. The transcript is spliced from 3 exons. The record is from RefSeq and is a predicted model, not a curated record. The coding region runs from base 62 to 1051 and encodes 329 amino acids. NCBI's taxonomy places the organism in Eukaryota, Viridiplantae, Streptophyta, Magnoliopsida, Brassicales, Brassicaceae.
AGCAAGUAAGAAAACACUUCUCUCUCUUUUUUGUUCUGAUCUUCAAUACACCAACGAGCGAAUGGGAAGGGCUCCAUGUUGCGACAAGACAAAGGUGAAGAGAGGGCCUUGGUCUCCCGAGGAAGACUCUAAGCUUAGAGGUUACAUUGAGAAGUAUGGUAAUGGUGGAAACUGGAUCUCUUUUCCUCUCAAAGCCGGUUUGAGGAGAUGUGGGAAGAGUUGUAGAUUGAGAUGGUUAAACUAUUUGAGACCAAACAUAAAACAUGGUGACUUCUCUGAGGAAGAAGACAUGAUCAUUUUCAGCCUCUUUGCCGCCAUCGGAAGCAGAUGGUCAAUAAUAGCAGCUCAUCUACCCGGAAGAACAGACAACGACAUCAAAAACUAUUGGAACACAAAGCUAAGGAAGAAACUCAUGUCUUCUUCGUCUUCCUCUCACUCAUCAUCAGCCAUGACUUCUCCUUUUCUAAACCCUAAUUCUCAGGAUGUGAAAAGACCAUCAACCACAAUUUCACCUUCUUCCUACAAUCCGUAUUUUGAAAACCCAACAAAAGCUCUCAUCUCAAACAUCGAUGGCUUUGAAGCUGAUAACCACCAGAUCUUUCCCUUUGUUAACCCUAAUUAUCCUCAAGAUAUCUCUCUAUCAGAGAGCAGCAACAACAACAUUUCGGGCACAAGUGGUUUCUCGCUCAACCACAAUAUGUGUGGUCACUACAGCAACCACAACAAUUUCUCCUCAGACGUUAGUGGAAAUAGAUCAGAGAUUAUAAUGAAGCAAGAAGAGAUCAUGAUGUUGAUGAUGAUAGACAACCACAUUGACCAGAGGACAAAAGGGUACGAUGGGGAUUUCACACAGGGGUAUUACAGUAACUACAUUAAUGGACAUGGGGAUUUGAAGCAAAUGAUUAGUGGAACAGGCACUAAUUCUAACAUAAACAUGGGUGGUUCAGGUUCAGAAUCAGCUUCAUCUUCUAGUUCCAUAAGCAACCUAGCUGAGAACAAAAGCAGUGGUAGCCUUCUACAACACAAGUGUUUGCCCUAUUUCUACUCCUAGUUCUUCUAGACUCUCUUGUCUUCUUAUAUAAAUAUAUCUUGGACUGACUGUUAAUAAAUUCAAAGAUUUGAUGGGGUAUGGGAGGAGAGAGAAUGAGAGAAUGUGUGUGUAAGAGAGAAAGACUAUGAUCAGCUUCUAUGGAAUUUUGUGUUUUCGUUUAUUAUUAUAUUUCCGAUCUUUGUAAGAGAUAUCUAGUUAAAAAGAGACAAUGGGGGAUUUGAUUUGAUGAAACCAAAAAGG